AUGGCUGCUUGGGACCGGGCCUUCGGGACUGACCACAAAGGGGCAGAGGACCACUGGCCCCCUGUGAAUGUGGCCCUCGCCAUCGAGGUAGCCAGCAUCGACCACAUCUCGGAGGUGAACAUGGAGUACACCAUGACGGUGUUUCUGCACCAGAGCUGGCGGGACAGCAGGCUGGCCUACAACCACACCAACGAGACUCUGGGCCUGGACAGCCGCUUUGUGGACAAGCUGUGGCUCCCGGACACCUUCAUUGUGAAUGCUAAGUCUGCCUGGUUCCAUGACGUGACCGUGGAGAACAAGCUCAUCCGGCUGCAGCCCGACGGGGUCAUCCUGUACAGCAUCCGAAUCACCUCCACGGUGGCCUGUGACAUGGACCUGGCCAAGUACCCCAUGGACGAGCAGGAAUGUAUGCUGCACCUGGAGAGCUAUGGCUACUCAUCCGAGGACAUCGUCUACUACUGGUCUGAGAACCAGGAGCAGAUCCACGGGCUGAACAAGCUGCAGCUGGCUCAGUUCACCAUCACCAGCUACCGCUUUGCCACUGAGCUGAGGAACUUCAAAUCUGCUGGCCAGUUCCCCCGGCUCAGCCUGCAUUUCCACCUCCGGAGGAACCGAGGCGUCUACAUCAUCCAGUCCUACGUGCCCUCCAUCCUCCUAGUCGCCAUGUCCUGGGUCUCCUUCUGGAUCAGCCAGGCGGCAGUGCCGGCCAGGGUGUCUCUAGGUGCGGGGCCCAUGGAUGUGAAGAACGCCAUCGUGCUCUUCUCCCUGUCUGCCGCUGGCGCCACCCAGGAGCUGGCCGUGUCCCGCCGGCACUGCCGCGGGCCUGGGAACCUCAUGGGCUCCUACAGGUGUGUGGAGAUGGAGACUGGACAGGCCAAGAAGCAGGGGUGGGGCCGCUCGGGGGGCCAGGGAGGCCUCCGUGCCCUUUUCAAGCCCAUCGACGCAGACACCAUCGACAUCUACGCCCGCGUGGUGUUCCCUGCGGCCUUCGUGGCAGUCAACGUCCUCUACUGGGCGGCCUACACCAUGUGAGGCCGGAGGCGGGGCUUCGCCUGACCUGAGCCCGCAGCCACUGGGAGAGAGGCCCUUGGGUUGAGAUGCCUGCUCUGCCUGUUUCGAAGUGGGCAUGACAACAGGCCACAGAAAACAAGAGGAAAGCCUUGGCCUCCCUAAGUACCCCAGGCUCUGUCCCCACCGGCACCUGGAAGACCACCCUGGGGCUCUCCCGUGCACCUCUCCUGCAGACCCUCAGCCCAGCUCCUCCUGGGGGGCAGAGCCAGCUUGACCUGAGGCUGAGCCAGGCAGGCUCAGGGCCCUUGGGGAACUUCGCAUUCAAUUCAGAAAACGAUCCUGAUUCUAGGCAUUUGCUCUGUGGGCUUGGGACCAGGUCGUGGGAGGCUGGAAGAGGGCGGUGCUGCUUUCUUGGUGAAACGAUGGAGAAGGGCAGCCAUGGGCCUUUGGUCCCAGCAUGAAAUAAAACAAAG
This is a messenger RNA of Ailuropoda melanoleuca (giant panda), 1484 nucleotides long. It is a transcript of the gene GABRD, whose product is annotated as gamma-aminobutyric acid type A receptor subunit delta. The record is from RefSeq and is a predicted model, not a curated record. Bases 1 to 1032 code for a protein of 343 amino acids. The transcript has 7 exons. Gene Ontology annotation, molecular function: transmembrane signaling receptor activity; extracellular ligand-gated monoatomic ion channel activity. Lineage: Eukaryota; Metazoa; Chordata; Mammalia; Carnivora; Ursidae. Gene Ontology annotation, biological process: monoatomic ion transmembrane transport. Gene Ontology annotation, cellular component: membrane.